Alternaria arbusti is the source of this 1125-nucleotide messenger RNA. RefSeq lists its product as uncharacterized. Lineage: Eukaryota; Fungi; Ascomycota; Dothideomycetes; Pleosporales; Pleosporaceae. The record is from RefSeq and is a predicted model, not a curated record. Bases 1 to 1125 code for a protein of 374 amino acids. The transcript has 4 exons.
AUGAAGUCCACAUGGCUCACUAUCCUGUGCUGGACUUACAUCCGGCGGUCCACAUCUUUCCCUGUCGAUGACAGGUCCGUAUUUACACCAUGGGAUCUGGCGAAAAGAGAGAUCGAAGCAGCUAUCUUCUCCAAUCCUCUGGGACCCCAAUUUGGAGUACCUGAUGAGACGUGUCGUGGCAGGCUGGAGGGCGACAACACCGGUAGUUGCUGGAAGAUGGCAGAUGUUACAGUUGAUAAAUUCAUCGCAAACCGAAAACCCGAGGCCAACGAAUGCGACGUGCCCUGCCUUUUCUACACCUCGAAACUCACUGGAGCGGCAGAAAGGCUGGCCAACUUUGUUCUGAAGGAGGUACUUUUGACGGGGGCUGCGGAAGGACCGCGCAAGUAUCAAACUAUCUGGGAGCUACAUCCGCCAAAGUUCUAUCCAAACAAGAAUGACCUCGACAAGACUCCCGAGGCCAAAUGCAUCUUCCAGGACUGGACGCAAGAUGACUAUGAACGGAACUUCGAUGGCUGCCAACGGCUAUACUUCAAGUCAAUGUCGAAGGCCAUGGCAAUGGAGUGCAAAGGCGAGGUCUUCUUGAUGACCAAUUCAGAUCUGAGCGGUACUCGCCCCAAACAAGAACAACAAGAAGAAGAAGAAGAAGAAGAAGAAGAAGAAGAAGAAGAAGAAGAAGAAGAAGAAGAAGAAAAAGUUCCAGUGGAUGGAAUUUGGUGGCAGGUUGAAUUUCCGACACUGAUCGAUGAUGCUCGACCCGCGGACAAGAAAAUCACAAGAAUCACUUAUCUUCAAGUACCUUUUAGGGACCCUGGAACGCUAACUGCAGAAGAGAGAAGCAAGCCCCCCAAGAUUGAGGCGAGGGGGGAGUAUUGGCCUAAUGGAGUUGGCAACAAGCAUUUGCAAAGCUUUCGCAACGAACAAAGUCCGCAAUCGACGCCGAGCCCGCAAUCAACCCCCACUCCCACCCCCGAGGCAGCCAAUCCGGUUGAGACCCCUUCCAACGGUCUUGUCAGGAGGGCAGAUCGGACAGAUGAAGAAGUCCUUGAAUCUGAUGACGAAGGUUAUCCUUAUCAUUACUCUAUCGAUGAGAUCUAUGACUGGUACAAGGAAGCAGCGUGGUAG